CAGAGGUGGCUUCAUAUUUCUUGCACGUAAAGUUUACUCUCUACUCCUCGCCGAUUUUGUUUUUUCUGAUUUUUGAUUUUUUUUUUAAAUAUAUCGAAACCCUAAAGCUCCGAAGGUUCUCGCCGGAGAAAAAAAAAUAUGCAGGGUUUAGCGGCGACUACCACCAACCGUGGCUCUCUCACCUUCCUCGCUCCCAGGAACCAUAGUCCAAUUUUGAAGAAUGUUGUGAAUCCAAGGGUGAUCUUCCCCAAUGUUGAUUCAUCUGCAAAGUUAAGAUUUUCAGCAAGCUCAAUUUCACAGAAAUGUCCCCGAGAGAUUGCUCCUCUUAAAGCAACUGCAUCUUUGGACUUUGCAGCAGGAGCAGCAACAUCAUCCAACCAGCUGUUUGCUCAUGGCUUGCCAUCAUUAGCUCCUGGUUUGAGCAGACACCGGAGACCUAUACAGCCUGCAAGAGUGGCCAAAGAUGAUUUCUUUAAAAUCAAACUGCCUAGAAUUGCAGAGAGACCUGAAUGGUGGUGGAGGACAUUGGCUUGUGUUCCUUAUCUGAUAUCCCUCCAAAUAUCUGAUGUUGGGUUCUACCUCCAACCGUUUCUUGAAAAGUAUGACACAAUUGGAGACAUGAUAUAUUUCAUCCCUGGAGCGAUAAACAGAUGGCCGACCUGGUUCUUCAUGGUCUACUGCUACUUGGGUUAUAUGUGGGUGGUGAAGAACAAAGAGCUGCCUCAUUACUUGAGGUUUCACAUGAUGAUGGGUAUGCUUCUUGAAACAGCUCUUCAGGUCAUAUGGUGCACGAGCAAUUUCUUCCCGCUGAUUCAUUUCAAAGGAAAGUUUGGGAUGUAUUAUUGGAUGGUCGUCGGAUUCACCUACAUAUGUCUGCUUCUUGAAUGCAUACGGUGCGCUCUUGCUGGUGUCUAUGCUCAGAUUCCUUUCAUGACCGAUGCUGCUUCCAUUCACACCCUCUUCAACUUGGGAGGUUUUCAGAGACCACUCAGGUGAGAAAGGUGAAAAGCUGGUCCUUUUGGUGUUACAUACUUGGAAUAGGAACAAGUCUUAUUCUUUUUCUCCAUAGAAGGUUUUUGUGUCUUAUCGAGUCAGUCUUAUGUGAAAUCAUUUAGCUUAGUGUCAGUGUCCAUGUGUAAAACAGAACUCUCUUACGAGAGUAGCUUGAAUCAAUGAUUUUACAGCAGAAUAAUCUUGUGGUUGGACUUGUCCGUGAUUUUAAUGUAUGUCUAGUUUGGUUAA
Camelina sativa (false flax) is the source of this 1242-nucleotide messenger RNA. Its product is annotated as protein TIC 20-IV, chloroplastic. The record is from RefSeq and is a predicted model, not a curated record. Lineage: Eukaryota; Viridiplantae; Streptophyta; Magnoliopsida; Brassicales; Brassicaceae.